This is a messenger RNA of Platichthys flesus (European flounder), 2260 nucleotides long. RefSeq names its product cryptochrome circadian regulator 1b (gene cry1b). Gene Ontology annotation, cellular component: nucleus; cytoplasm. Gene Ontology annotation, biological process: entrainment of circadian clock by photoperiod; circadian regulation of gene expression; negative regulation of DNA-templated transcription. Gene Ontology annotation, molecular function: DNA binding; FAD binding. NCBI's taxonomy places the organism in Eukaryota, Metazoa, Chordata, Actinopteri, Pleuronectiformes, Pleuronectidae. The record is from RefSeq and is a predicted model, not a curated record.
AUGUGUCUUGGGCCAAAGUGCUACAGCAGCUGCAGAACAGUACAUUGUACAACAAUAACAACAACAAAAAAGGAAAAGGAAACCAGCAAGCCAUCCCUUUCCUUUUAUGGGCAGCUGCUGUUGAGGGAGUUCUUCUAUACGACUGCCACCGACAACCCCUGCUUUGACAAAAUGGAGGGAAACCCUGUGUGUGUCCAGAUCCCUUGGGACAGAAACCCAGAGACGCUGGCCAAAUGGGCAGAGGGACGUCCAGACCUGUGGAUCAGCUGAGAGGAAGGCAUGAAGGUCUUUGAGGAGUUGAGGUUGGAUGCAGAUUGGAGCACCAACGCUGGCAGCUGGACGUGCUUCUCCUACAGUUCAUUUUACGAGCAGGUCUUCCGCUGUUACUGCCCUGCAGGAUUUGGACGAAGCACAGACCCCAGCGUCACAUAUAUCAGGCGUGACUUGCCCAUAUUGAGAGACCUUCCAGCCAAAUACAUCUACGAUCCCUGGAGGGCCCCAGAGGAAGUGCAGAAAUCAGCAAAGUGCAUCAUAGGAGAGCACAAGCCUAUGGUGAACCAUGCUGAAGCCAGCCGCAUCAACAUUGAUCGGAUGAAACAAUUUUACCAGAAGCUUUCCUGCAUUAGAGGACUGGGUAGGGACACGACUCAGAUACUCCCAUAUUUAUUUGAAUGGGUUUUUCUGGAAUGCUGCUUGUAUAACAGAUGUGCCAUGUAAACAUUUGUUUCAGAAAAUAACCUUCAAAACCAACAUGUUAAAGUUAUACUAGGGAUUUUCUAUGUAGAGUUUGCAUGUGGUGGUCCUGUAGUUUGCUGGCCUCCUGUGCAGGGUGUGUCAGCUGAACUCGUCUCCAGCUCACUGCGACCCUCAGAGGAUCCGCAGUUAUUCUUGAUCAUCGUUUUUACAGAGAAGCAUUGUCUUGCAUGUCAAUUUAAAUGCUUCUGCACAGUCAGGAGGGAACGUCUCCAACAAGUACACAAUCGAAAUGGUUGACAAUGUGUCUGAAUAAAAUACAUUUCAAAUUGUACAAGGGAGAUUACUACAUUGUUUUUUUUUACUAAAAACUUGUUAUUGACCACAGAGUAUAACCAAACUACUGUUGAUCUUCCCAAUAAAACAGAGUUGAUUAACUAAGUAAAUGUUGUUACAGUGCAAAUUACUUCAUUAUAGCUUCAAAAGUGCUUUCCGUCAUCCUGUUGGAGUUGAUUGAUGUCAAUGUUCUUUUUUUUAAAUUCACACACAAAAAGAAUGAAACUAAAUCAAUUACAAGUUGUCUCAUGACGCAUUGUGAAGAGGCUCCAUCUGGGAGCAGCUCUAAAUCCUGGAGGCAGAGCAAGUAGACAAUAGGCGAGAGACGGUAUACAAAGGGUGCCUCUGUCUGUAUGCUCUCGCUGUGCCCUCAGCUAACACACAGUAACUGUAGCUAACAACCACGAAGAAGAACAAAUGUGCUGCUCGUGGUCAAUGGAGUCUGAAGAACUCAUCUCAGAUAAUAGUGCUGGUUAUCAUUGUAGAUCAUCACAUGUUGGUCUGGACAGUCAGCACAUGACGUCUUGAUCUGCAGAUGCAGUACAAGGAGAGGUCACAGCUGAAUUAUUCUCAGUGGCUGAUAAAGUUUGUCCGUUUCAUUGAAUAUUCUGUCACAGCCACUGUUUUUGGCCAAAGCAGAAAAACACAAAUGGAUCAUACAUCAAUGUUACAGUUUCCUCCUAUGGUGAGCCAAGAUAUCUGAUGUCCCAGGGGUUUAUGGAAGUAUCACAGAUACUGAUCAGUGUCGCAUUAUAACCUUAAAUGUUAUAAAAAUGUGUUUUUUACAUUGUUAUAUAUGAACUCAUAUUUUGUAUGUUGUUAAAACACCUUUUUACAUUAUAAUAUGCAAUUUCUUUGCAAUUAAAUGUUUUUCACAUUAUAUUUUCCGGUUGUUGUACAAACUUUUCACGUAAUGCCAUUUCUUGUUUUAGUGUGAAAGGUUUUAACUUUCAAAAAAUCAAAUGUCAGGUUAUGAGGAGGAGGGAGGCGUUGGUCUAGUGGCAGAAACUUGGACUAUUGGCAGAGAAGGUCACUGUCUCUGGUUCGACUCCAUGGAGAGACAACAAAAGACGAACCUGGAUUGAUCUGUCCAAAAAUCCAACAGCCCUACCCUGUCUAGUGCCCCUGAGCAAGGCACCUUCCUCCCCCAACAUCUGCUCCCCGAGCGCCGUAUAUAGUCGCUCACUGCUCUGUGUGUCCUGCACCAGAUGGGUCAAAAGCAGAGAUUACA